Dalotia coriaria is the source of this 4012-nucleotide messenger RNA. RefSeq names its product mitochondrial RNA polymerase (gene mtRNApol). Gene Ontology annotation, biological process: mitochondrial transcription. The record is from RefSeq and is a predicted model, not a curated record. Gene Ontology annotation, molecular function: mitochondrial promoter sequence-specific DNA binding; protein binding; DNA-directed RNA polymerase activity. NCBI's taxonomy places the organism in Eukaryota, Metazoa, Arthropoda, Insecta, Coleoptera, Staphylinidae. Gene Ontology annotation, cellular component: mitochondrial DNA-directed RNA polymerase complex.
CCUACAUAAGCAUGUGUAUGUACGGUACCGAACACGUGAAUCCUCAUUCCGGCUCAUUUUUUACGUUUCUAAGCGAAUAAUACUAGAAUUACGAAUAGUUUUAAUCAUGUACAGACUCCUGAAGCUACGGAGUACGAAUAUUCAACCUCUGCGAGGCGUGUCCUUUGCCCACACCCCGCUCAUCAACGAACGAACGUGCAACCUCUGCAACUGCAUCCACAAUGCAAGCAAGACACAAGUGUUGUUCCAAUCUACGAAUACAAGUCCUCACAUCGCGCCCAAGAAGAGCAGAAAGAAGCGGAUUGCCAAAAAGAACUACACUGACAUGCUAAUUGUAAAUGAAUCAUCAGCAUCAGAGGUGAAAGCCCGGAUCCGAAAUCUGAAGCCCAAUGAUAUUAAAAUGCUUGCAUUGACAAACUUGAAGCUGAAUGAAUUAUAUAAAUUGAAGCACUUUCUUAAGGCAGAUCCUGCUGGCAGCCACACUGAGCAUUCUUACAAUAAUCUUGCUGAUUUCUCAAAUAUUCCACUACUUGAAGAAGUGCAAAAUGUCCCAGUUCUGCCCAAGAUUAACAUUGUCAAGCCCGAAUUAAAAAUAUCUAACAAGCAGCUAGAAACUGAGAUUGAUGAGGAAAUGGAGGCUGUUAUUGAACACACAGAUGAAUUAUUACACAAUGUCAAAACAAUUCCCUUUCAGCCUGAGAUAGUCGAAGAAGAAGUCACCGAGACGCCGGAUAUUGUUGAACAAAUCCUCAAGGAAAACAAACAGAAACGUGAAAAAUUCACUGGUGAUCGUCGUGCGCGCGAGGAAGUCAUUGCCAGGACGCUCGCCGCUUACAUCGAAGUGUGUGCGGGGUUGAAGAAUCCUCAGCGUGGAUUGAACGCGUUGACUUUCUAUCGGCAUAAGUGCAAACUUGGCAAGAGUCAAAGCGAGCGCUACCCGCCGAUCAAAAACGUCAACGUAUUCAACGCUCUCUUGAAGGGUUUUGCGGCGAAAGGUGACUUUCGUCGGUUGCAAGAAAUCCUCAGCUUAGCAAAAGAAGAAGGCGUGAAACUAAACGUUCAGAGUUAUGCGGCGAUUUUCGAAUGCAUCGGGCGCGUGAAUUUUAACGAUAGUCACACACGGUUUAUUCGCAUGUAUACAAGAGAAGCGCUGCAGAAUGAAAUCACUUUUGAUCGAAUCAUGAAUGAAGCGACAUUUCUAUACGAUCAGAGGGAGAAAGUGAUCAGCGCGAUGGAGACGCAUGACAUUAAUUAUAAGCCCAAAUAUUGGGAACCAAGCGUGCAUUAUAUUAAUGGUUUGUUGAACGAGCUCAAUCAUGAGGAUCAGAAGAAAGGAUUGCAGGAGUGCAAGCCGGGGCAGCCUGGAAUCUUCUCGAAGCAGAUGCUUACGGAUUUAACACAGAAGCAAGUGGAUAUUGAGAGGAAUGUUAUGGUUACUGUAAAAAGCAUUGAAGCUAAAGCAGCACCCACAGAGGAAGUACUUCGCAAUCGAGAGGUAUGGACUGAACACACGAAACUCUGGGAGACAGCAGCUGGUGAAGCAUUCAAUCGCGAUCUGUUAGCUUUAUCUGCACAGCGCAGUGCCUUAAACAACGAUUUGUAUUUGCGUAGCAUUCCCGUAAAGGACAUUAUAACGAUUAUAGUCGACGAGGCGCAGAAGCUUGCCCAAGGCUCCGAAACAUAUAGCCCGACGACUACAAUGCUCUACAGAGAAUUAGGAUCUAAGGUAUAUGCACGGUAUAAAGUUCUAAAGAAACAAAAGACAGGUGUGCUUGAUAAAAUUAUUAAAGUGCACAACAAAUAUGUCGAGAACUAUGCGGAGUCGCACCGCAAGUUAAAUGUGUUACCAGAAGACGUCGAUGUGUUGAACGGACGUCAGAAGUGGCAAUGGGCUGAACACAGCUUUAAACAUGAAGGUGCUACGAUUCCCAUGGACCAUCAGGAAUGGACACCUGCCGCUCUAAUGGCCAUCGGAAAGUUUCUCUAUAAUAUUAUCAUGCAUGACUUGAAGAUUGACGUUAAUUCACUUAGGGCUAAUAGUAAACACAAAAAUUACCUGCCGGCAUUCUAUACGAUAUUCCGAACACAAGGCCGAGCUAUCAAAGAAGAAGUCAAGCCACAUCCGGUGCUGUCAAAGUUGUAUCGCGCAUCGGUGCCUGAAACUCUAACAUUUCCUGCCUACGAAUUGCCGAUGAAGUGUCCGCCGGUACCUUGGACUUCAGUUACAAGGGGUUAUCUGAUAGCCCCCUGCGAGGUGGUGCGACUGCCGAGUCAAGCCACAGCGCAAAAGCAGCGCAUGCACCAGGCAUUGGCGAAUCAAUUGUACCCAACCCUAGAUUCUCUCAACCAGCUUGCGUCUGUUCCUUGGAAGGUGCACACGAAGAUUCUCGACGUCAUCAUGAAGGUUUUCCGGGAUGGUGGCUCCGCGAAACUCGACGUUCCCGAAUUGCCUUCAUCACUUCCACUGCCAGCGGCUACGCAGGCCGAUAUGUCGAAGACACAGAAACACGCACUGUUUCGACAGAGGUUGCAGUAUCGAAGAAAGAAGGCCGAAAUGUACUCGCUAUGGUGUGAUUGCUUAUAUCGACUUUCCCUUGCUAAUCAUUUCCGCGACGACAUCUUCUGGUUACCACACAAUAUGGACUUCCGCGGUAGGGUUUAUCCCAUCCCUCCGCAUCUCAACCACCUUGGAUCGGAUUUAGCUAGAUCCAUGUUAAUUUUCGCCGAAUCGCGUCCAUUGGGUCCGAAAGGUCUCGACUGGCUUAAGCUACAUCUUGUAAACCUCACCGGGUUAAAGAAACGCGAUCCAAUUGAUGUUCGCCUUGAGUUUGCCAACAGUAUUUUACCGGAAGUACUUGAUUCAGCCGAUAAGCCGUUGGAUGGUAAGCGAUGGUGGGCGGAGAGCGAAGAACCCUGGCAAACACUAGCGUGUUGCAUGGAAAUUGCAGCCGCACUUCGCUCUCCAAAUCCGGAGGAAUAUCACUCACACUUUCCCGUCCACCAGGAUGGCAGUUGCAAUGGCCUGCAACAUUAUGCCGCUCUGGGUCGAGACAGCGCCGGUGCUUUUAGUGUCAAUCUCUCCCCGGCGCGGGUACCACAGGAUGUAUACAGCGCUGUAGUGGUGCUUGUGGAGGAACGACGACGCAAAGACGCUGAGAGUGGUCUGGAAAUUGCGAAAGUUCUUGACGGCUUUGUGAAACGGAAAGUGAUCAAACAAACCGUAAUGACUACGGUGUACGGCGUGACGCGUUUCGGUGCGCGGCUACAAAUUGCCCGGCAGUUGAAAGACAUCGAUGAAUUUCCCAAGGAGUUCGUUUGGGCCGGGUCGAAUUAUCUGACUGCGCGGACCUUUGAGUCUCUGCGUACCAUGUUCACGUCAACGAGGGAGAUUCAGGACUGGUUCACGGAGUGCGCGAGGUUGAUUUCAUCGGUUUGCGCUGAGAACGUUGAAUGGGUUACGCCUUUGGGUCUACCAGUGGUGCAACCAUAUCUGCGGUAUAAGAAACUGGGCAAUGGGUAUGAGAACUUUCACAUGGAUUCCUACGAGAAGCCGAAUGUCAUGAAGCAGAAGAACGCAUUCCCACCGAAUUUUAUUCAUUCGCUGGACUCUAGUCAUAUGAUGUUAACGUCGCUGCGGUGCGAACGCGCUGGUAUCACGUUUGUUUCUGUUCAUGAUUGUUAUUGGACGCAUCCAUCGACGGUGCAUAUUAUGAAUCAGGUCUGCCGAGAACAAUUUGUUGCGUUGCACUCGGAGCCAAUCCUAGAAGACUUAUCAAAUUUCUUAACUGAAAAGUACAGCUACCAAGCUGAUGAAAUACAAAAUGAUGGAUCUGUGAUUGAAUUGACGAAGAGAAAGCUGAAUCGAGUGCUGCGAAAACUGCCGAAGACGGGAGACUUCUACAUCGACGAGGUCCUGGAAUCUGUUUACUUCUUUAGUUAGCAAACUUUAGGAUAAAUAGUUCACACAGGUUUAUUUUACGUUGAGCUCGUAAAUACCAAAGAUUUGAGUUCA